Molecule: messenger RNA, 2091 nt
Organism: Coccinella septempunctata (seven-spotted ladybird)
Lineage: Eukaryota; Metazoa; Arthropoda; Insecta; Coleoptera; Coccinellidae
Product: coiled-coil domain-containing protein 42-like
Exons: 9
Coding region: 99-1904 (601 amino acids)
Source: RefSeq, a predicted model, not a curated record
GUCGUUGCCUGGAGAACUAGUUUUAUUGAAAUAAUAGCGAUUUGAAGUAAAGUUUAUUACUCAAUUUCUGAUUGAGAAACAAAUAUUCUGAAGAAAAAAUGGAAAGGCAAACGCCAGCCAUAGUUGAUCAGGAGGAGAAAUUGGGGAGAGACCUCAAAUCUGCCACGGAAAGAUGGAGAUGGAGAUUCAAUCUACCUCAAAAACCAAAUUAUAACAAUGUGUAUUAUUAUAAGAAAUCCAAGAAAAUAUUCAAUGCACCUUGUUACGAUUUGGACAUGGACAAACCUCCGGAUUCUUACAAGGGGGAAUUUUUGCAAGUGAAAAAUACACUGCAUCACACUGAGUACAGAUUGAAGAGAGCACAAGAAGAGGCUAGGAAUAAAAAACAGCAUUUAAUACAGCAAUGGCAAGAGCUCGAAAUUAAAGAAGCGGAAUUGAAGAAUAAUUUUGUACAAUUCAAUAAGUUCUUAGGUAGAAACAUAACAAAAAGAAAAAGGGCCGAACAAAAGUUUCAAGAAAUGCAAGCGAUGAGAGAAGAAUGCACAGAGAAGAUCCGGCAAAUGAAGAUGGAUUCGGAGAAAAUAAAGGAAUACGUCGAAAGUACAAAGGAAAUGAUAGAAACUCAUAAGAUUUACGGGAACUACCUGAACAGUGUUGUGAUGACGGGAAGUUUCAAGACUAUACAUCACAUCAUUAACAGGUACAUAGUGCUAGAAGAGACGAAGCAGAAUGUGGCAAAUAAAGUUAGCGAAACCAGCGAAGAAUACCAUAACAGACGUGCGAUAAACGAGAAACAGCUGGAAAGCUCUCAGAUGACCUUUCUCAGUCUCUCCAACGAGCUGUCCGAGCUUCGAAGGAAGUACGACGAUGCCAAGAAGAGGAGCAACGCCUGGGAGAGGGUAUUGAAUGAUAUCUGCAACAAAUACGCGGCCGUGGCCGAGAAUUUGAGCUGGUCGAGGAUGGCGUUGAGGCACAUGUUCGAUAUGGCAUUCUUCCGUGUCCGGAGACGUAGAAGGAGGUUGAUUAAAACGAAGAAAGACGAUCUGGGCAAGAUGCUGCGCAUCAACGAAACCCUCAAGGCUCUGGGGAGGAUCGAAGCUCAACUGAGAAAAUUGUACGGUCAGCAAAGUGUCGACACAUCGAUGGACCCGAUAAAGGAGGACUUUGGUAUCAAAGUCGAGGUAGUCGCUCCAAAAUCGCCUGGUCCUAAGGCGGGGGCGGUUAUGGGAAAGUGGAAGGGGAAGAAGAAGCGGAGGGUACACAUGUCGGGAGGAGAGGGGGAUGUGGAGGACUAUACUGAGAGUCCCGAUGACACGUGCCCUAUAAAGCUUGCAAGAGAUAAGUGGAAAUACGCAAACGUGAGGAACUUCGGGGAACGUUACAAAGAGGCACUGCUAGGCAUACAAGAGGAAAAGCUGCGUGAGAAGAUGAGGAAGUUGACUUAUGGCUCCGAUACCAGCCUGAGCAGUAGCGCCCUAGUCAACCCCAAGUCGCACAAGGCCAAAUGGGCGGCGGCGGCGGUGGCCCAGAAGAUCGCGAGGGAGGUUGGAGGUACCGAAGUCCACCUCCCCACUGCCGCCCCCUCCGCAAGCCUCCAUUUGAUGGCAACGUCGGACAGCGUCCUCGUGGUCCAGGACGACGUGCUCGAUAACGAACUCUUGGACUUGAACGUGGGCGGCAAGAGGCAGCAGAUGAAGAAGAUGAUCGAGAAGAGGUUCGCCAUCAUGAUGGAUGGGCACAGGGAUAACCAGGUGGUCUCGUUGCCUUCGAUCUCGUCAGGGCAGCAUCAGAGGAAGGAGCCUUUAAUUGAAAAGGAACGAGCGUUCGUUCCGGGGCUUUCUCCAGAUAAGUUACCACGCAUAAAAAUCAGACCGGUCAGAGGGAUAAACCAAAAGGCCAAAUGAGAACAAAAGUGACUUUGCAAGUAAGAUUAUAUGAAUGUCGAUCGGCCGGAUAUCUAUUAAGAUUAACAAAUAUACACUGUUCAUUUAUUUAUAAGAUUAAUUUAUGCAGAAUGUAUUCACGAAAAAGAAACAUUUCAACAUUUCUUUAUUGUACAAUAAUAAACGUUGUGAAAUCUCUUUAUAAGUA